UUUUGUACCACCAAUCAGGGGAGUUUAUCCCCUCUUUGAUCAAUUUAUCUCAAUUUAUUGCAAUUUCUCCUCAUUUUAAACCGUAUAAAGAUCAUUGCUUGCUGCAUUACAAUUCAGUUCCGUUGUCUUUGCGAAAUAUUCAACGUUUGGCGAAUUUCUGUUAAAAAAAGUUUGUCUUGAAGAUUUUUAUAUUGUGAGAUAUCGUGGACGUCUUUGUAUAGAUUGAAAAAGAAUUUUCGUUGUGAAAAUAAUAGGCUGAAUGGAGUUUUACCUGAUCGUUGAAGGUCCUGAAAAUUGUUUUAAACUUAUUAAGUCGCGAGCAAUUACCGACCCCCCAAAUAUAAGCCAGGUGGAUUGUCAUAUCGGAAGAUUUAUCAUCUUCGACAAUAAUGGGCAACUGACAGAAGCAGUCGUCAUAAGGACAUCGGAAGAUAAAAACCUUCUACAGGCUCAUUUGAACGCUAUACACAUUGAUUUCAAUCAAUGUAUGACUAGAUGUGCCCUAGACGAGUUUUAAGAUUUAGUUAUAGGAGAGGAGCGUGCUGACAGUAUUAGACGAACUCCAGAUUCAGCUACAGUCAACCCACCACCGAUGAAUUCGACAAGAGAUCAACCCAUUCGUGGAGAAGGAGAUCGCUCCCAAACUAUUGAUGUGUACACGCAAACAGUAAUUAUGUAUGACCCCCUGGCUGGUGAUGAACCAAAUUCCCAGAGAUUGGCCUUUCUUGAGCAGCAAAACGCAGAGCAGCAUGCAAAGAUCGUAGAGCUGACGAGUGCAUUAAGUGAGCUUACUGGGAUGAUAAGUGAGUUGGAGGCCCUGAAUGAGGACACUGCGAUGAUACAAGCCCGAUUGGAGGGACACAGCAGAAGUUCUAGUAGCUCUGCUCAGUCGUCUCAUGAAGAAUGGCAGCCAUCUAAUUCUAACUCAUCAGAGAAUGUUGAGGAAAUUGAUGAUAUAAUUGAAGAUGAUGAGGACAAUUGCGCUUUGCCAGAGGUCCAGUUUGUGAGCGGUCGAAAUGCUGAACCUACGGUCCAUGUUUCCCAUUUGAUUAUCCAGGAUGGUGUACUGGUUGUAGAGGAGGCCGAUGGCGAUAUACCUGAUGCUAGACCAACAGUAGAGAAUCCUGAACCCGUAUUGCAAAAUUCUGAAAUCAUUGAGAUUGAACCGGUGCAAGUGGUCGCGAGUACAUCUGGAACGCAAAACAAUGGCGAAGGAUCUUCCAACACUCAACCGACGAAUUCUCAAUCACAGGAAAAUAUCGUUAUUGGACCAAAUGGGACUACAUUGAGUGCCAACUUUGUUAGAAUCCUGGAUUGGGAUUGUUACACCUUGACUACAAGACUUAUCCUCGUUGAAGUCUUCGGUAGAGAAACAUUAGCAACACAUACACUCUCAGGAAAGCCACCAACUAUUUUCAAGGAUCGUGAUGCUAAAGCACCGUUGGAUCCACUUAAGAUACAAGAUAUUGUUUAUUUCGUAACAACCAACACUGAUGCUAAUGAGGCUAACGUGAGGGCCGUCAUUACCGCUAAAUGCGCAGAUUCUACUAGAAAGAAGCAUCCAUCAGGGUCAUCUACGAGAUUUAAUGCUAGCGGACAUAGAAAUGAACAUCAAAAUGGCCACCAGAAUGAAAAUCAAAAUGGCCAUCAGAAUGAAAACCAAAAUGGCAACCAGGACGUUGGACAUCGAGAGAGACACCAAAAUAGCCAUCCGAAUGGCCGUCGUCAGAGACGUCAGAAUCGCAAUCAGAAUGAUGGACAUAGGAAUAGACGUCAAAAUGGCCAUUCGAAUGGGCAUCAGAACGGCAACCAGAACGAUGGACAUCAAAAUGGCCACCAGAAUGGCCACCAAAACGGCCACCAGAACGGCCACCAAAACGGCCACCAGAAUGGCCACCAGAACGGCCACCAAAACGGCUACCAGAACGGCCACCAGAAUGGCCACCAGAACGGCCACCAAAACGGCCACCAGAAUGGCCACCAGAACGGCCAUCAAAAUGGCCACCAAAACGGCUACCAGAACGGCCACCAGAAUGGCCACCAGAACGGCCACCAGAAUGGCCACCAAAACGGCCACCAGAAUGGCUACCAAAACGGCCACCAGAAUGGCCAUCAGAACGGCCACCAGAACGCGGGAGUCGUGGUGGAUAUAUCGGAUGAUUUUAAAUACAUCGAGGACCAAUCUGUCUUACUUCACCGUAAUAUUGUUAACCAGCGAAUGAGAAGGCCCGAAGCAAUUGAGCAACAGAAAGGACCAGUAAUAGAUGAAGACGUAGCCGUAGCUGAUCCAGAGGCAACCAUUAGACCAGAAGAGCACCUAAUGGAGGAUGACGCUAAGAAUGCUGAUGAAGAUGAACCAGACGUGGUCAUGCAGACACCACAGGAAAAUCAAUCAGUUCGCGAAGAAAUUGAGGAACCGACACAGGCAAUACGCUAUGAUCCUUUGACUUCCGCACAAGUUCAAACAGCCAAUUAUUUUAUGCGAUUGCUCUUGGUUCAAUGCAAUAGUAACGUGAAGAAGAUCCUUAGCUUGAAGCGCAAAGCGCAAUUGCUUAAUGCAAAAGCCCGUGAAAUGGAAGAAAAGAAGCGGAAUACUGUAGAAAUUCCUACAGGCGCCGUCCUCCUUAACUUGCCUCAAGUUGAAUCCGAUUCCAAUGAGAAUGUGGUUCUGGUGGAAAUCGAACCUAAUCAAGAAGAACAGGAGACAAGUAAUGUCGUUCCCAUUGCUGCAGAGGAAAGUGAGCCCGGCCGUUCCCGCAAAACACUGAGGAGUGAAACAUCGGCAGUAGAAAGUAAAGAGAACACCUCGCCAAAUGCAAAACGCUUCAAGGCAGCCGAGGUACCCAAUGACGUUAAAAAGAGCUCCACAACUCCUCAAUUACCGACGGCUUACCAACGUGAGGAGGACAUCGUCAUCGGAUCAAAUGGAACGAAAAUUAAUGCCGUGUUUGCUAGAGGUCUAGACUGGGACAAUGACUACAUUGCCAUACGACGUGUCGCCGUUAAAGUUUUUGGCAAAAAGACUUUGGCAACACACUCGCUCUCAGGAAAGCGAUCACCUGCUUUUCCGGAUCGUGCAGCGAAGCCACCGUUGGAUCCGCGCAAAGUUGAUGACAUUAUUGAGUACGCCAUGAGGAACGCCGAUAUACUUGCGUCCGCUGUAAGGCGCAUACUUACGGCUAAGUGUGCUGAUGAGAAUAAGAUGCAGAAGAAUAAUACGUCGUCGAAGUCAUCAAAGAAAGGCAAGAAAAGUAAGGCGAGUAGUCCAGCAGAUGAACCACGUGCUGGUUCUAGCAAUACCAGUAACUCCUCCAACACCGAUAAAUCUAGCAACGCUGAUAAAGUGGACGCACGUGAUAGCAGCAGCCCCGGCGCUAGGCCAGAUCUGAACAUGAGCUUUAAGAAGCGCAUCAUGAAGAACUUCCAGUACAAUAUGGACGAGUUUCACUUAAUUGUUCAAUUCCUUGUUGGUGAUAACAACCGUGAGUCGCGGUUCAGUGUUAUUAACGCUCAACAAAUUGCGAAUAAUUCCGAAGUCAAUCAAACCACUUGUUACCCGGGAAGGGAAAUUUAUUUGGAGAUAGCAGAUGUGCUUGUACCGGCAAUCAUAAGGAAGAUAUCGGAUGAUAUCAAUGACAUCGAGGUGCAAUACAUCGAGCUUCAGUUAAAUGAUGCUGAGCAGCGUAAGAUUAGGCAAGGAGCAAUCAAACAUCAGGAGAGACCAAUUGUAGCUGCAGUUAAUCCUGAAAAUGUUGUACGACCACAGGACCAGUUGAUGGACAACAACGCCGAAAGUGCGGAAAACACCAAGAUUUGGCGAUUCAUUGAUGCUAUUAUCAAACAAGAUUCUACAGUGAAGGUCAUCAUUAGGUUUAAGCUGCCUCAAGUUGAAUCCGAUUCCAAUGCGAAUUUAAUGAAAAAGGGUAAAGAUGGGAAGACAUCAGAGCAAUGUCAGCCCCGCCAUUCGCACAAUACACGGAGUAGGAAAUCAUCAGCAGAAGGGAACAAAGAAAACACUGCACCAAACGCGAAGAGGUUCAAGGCGUCCGCAACAUCAAAUAAAGUUGGAGAAUGUUCCAAAACUCCUCAAUUACCGACGGCUAACCAACGUGGGAAAGAAAACACUGCGCCAAACGUGAAGAAGAGGUUCAGGGCGUCCGCGACAUCAAAUAACGUUGGAGAGAGCUCCACAACUCCUCAAUUACCGACGGCAUACCGACGUGAGGAGGACAUUGCUGCAGAGGGAAGUGAGCCCGGCCCUUCACGCAGAACACCGAGGAGUGAAACAUUGGCAGUAGAGAACACCUCGCCAAAUGCAGAACCGGCAGCCGAGGUACCCAAUAACGUUGGAGAGAGCUCCACAACUCCUCAAUUACCGACGGCUAACCAACGUGGGGAAGAAAACACUGCGCCAAACGUAAGGAAUAGGUUCAGGGCGUCCGCGACAUCAAAUAACGUUGGAGAGAGCUCCACAACUCCUCAAUUACCGACGGCUUACCAACGUGAGGAAGACAUCGUCAUCGGAUCAAAUGGAACGAAAAUUAAUGCCGUGUUUGCUAGAGGUCUGGAUUUCAAGAAUUUCUCCCCUACCACACGACGAGUCAUCCUUAAAGUCUUUGGCAAAGAGACUUUGGCAACACACUCGCUCUCAGGAAGGCAAUCACCUGCUUUUCCGGAUCGUGCAGCGAAGCCACAAUUGGAUCCGCGCAAAGUUAAUGACAUUAUUGAGUACGUCAUGAAGAACUGCAAUGUGCCUGAGACCGCUGUGAGGAACAUCAUUACAGCAAAGUGUGCUGACGAGAGCAAAAUGAUGAGGAACAAUAAUAACGCAAGCAGUCCAGUAGAUGAACCACGUGCUGGCCCUAGCAACGCCGACAGCAACAACAGUAACGCAAGCAGUCCAGUAGAUGAACCACGUGCUGGCCCUAGCAACGCCGACAGCAACAACAGUAACGCAAGCAGUCCAGUAGAUGAACCACGUGCUGGCCCUAGCAACGCCGACAGCAACAACAGUAACGCAAGCAGUCCAGUAGAUGAACCUCGUGCUAGCCCUAGCAAUACCGAAAACUCCAGUGACAGUGAUUACUCCAGUAUUACUGGUAGCUCCACCACAACCGAUAUCUCCAGCAUUGCUGGUAGCUCCAGAACCGAUGAGUCUAGCAACGCUAAUGAAGUGGUUGCCCGUGAUAGCAGCAGCCCCGACGCUGGAUCAAAUCUAAUCAUGAGCUUUAAGAAGCGCAUCAUAAAGAACUUCCAAGAUAAGUGCAACAGCUCCCGCGAUUAGUGGAUGAACUUUCAUAGUCAUAAAAGACGUACAGAAAAAAUCAUAAAAUGAGUUAAAUUUUUUAUUUAAUUCAAUAAUAUUAAUAAUCACAUUUAAUAAUUUUGUUAUUUUAAAAUCAAGAACAAAUUAUUGUAAUAAUUUGAAUUUAUACAAAAAAAGAGAAAAAUGGCAAAUACGAUCUGUGAUACGGGCUUUCUGCCGUUUUCCCGUUGAGAUCAGUAGUAGUAAGUCGGCGGCAGCCGCAACAAUAGUGUGAGGUUUUGAUAAAUCUUGAUAAAAAAUUUCCAAUAAGGAUACUAUAAUGUUUUCUGUGAAGUUUUAUAAAUAUUGUAUAACAAAAAUUUUUGAGUUCAGAAUAAAAAAGUUUUAUAUGAA
This is a messenger RNA of Lutzomyia longipalpis, 5659 nucleotides long. RefSeq lists its product as uncharacterized. Gene Ontology annotation, molecular function: DNA binding; transcription corepressor activity. Gene Ontology annotation, biological process: positive regulation of neuron differentiation; negative regulation of Notch signaling pathway. The record is from RefSeq and is a predicted model, not a curated record. Gene Ontology annotation, cellular component: nucleus. NCBI's taxonomy places the organism in Eukaryota, Metazoa, Arthropoda, Insecta, Diptera, Psychodidae. The transcript is spliced from 10 exons. Bases 593 to 5284 code for a protein of 1563 amino acids.